GCUGCUCUUGUCUCGUUGCGUAGUCCUGUUUGUUCAGUGUUAUUUUGCGAGUUGUUCAUGGAUUGUAACACCCUUAUGGCAUUGUGUUCAACCUCAUCAAUCAACUUUGUUAUUGGAAUCUCACUUGCUCUCAAGCCAGACAGUAUACUCUGUACUACUCAUUGUAACCAGUUGUCAUGGUCUUUGACUAGACAACUACCUGACUAUUACAAAGGUUAUUACAACCUGCCCAGAUAGUCUACCCCUGACCGCCCGAGCUUUGCUUAGGUGACUGUCAACCCCUACGGCUUUCUGUACCUCUGCUCAUCCCCAAGAUCCAAUCGAAUCGUGUCUAUGAGCUUUGCUUAAGGCAUGAAUCGCAACAGGAAUAUAUACAGGUGGCCUGUGAGCCUCCGGUCUAGCUCUGGAGUUUGUCCAAGGGCUGGCCAGUACAUGUAAGGGGAAGUACCCGUGACACUCUAUCCCUUGCUGGAUCAGAGAUGGAAGAGUGGUGCCAUUUCUUCAAUACACUGUCCUUUGACAAUCAGCAGACUGUGGGGAUAGGUACAAAGGAGCAGGACAAACUCAGCACCAAACUCAAGCAUGUUGGUAUUCACCAGAACUGGAUCCGCCAGGAGGUUGAAGAACUUUGCCUCUAGGUACAAUGGAGAUCCACAAACCAGAUGCCAGCUGAUAGCAUGACCAGGAUGCUCCCACAUCAGAAGCACAACAAGUUUGUCAAACAACUACAUCUUGUGGACAUAUGGUGAAAGGUUCUGGAGAUGGAGAAAUGUUGCGGUAUCAGACUGCUGCAAUAUACGUCGCACAUGAGCCUCAAUACACACGUUUGUAACGGGUCAUGUUUAGCACGUUUCAAGUCGUGUAUAUAUCGUCGCCUCCUAGCUAGACAUCAAUACAGCGCAGUAUUCCAUCGACCCGAUAGUCCUACGAUAUCGUUUACCGUAGCUAU
Messenger RNA from Macroventuria anomochaeta, 949 nucleotides. RefSeq lists its product as uncharacterized. Lineage: Eukaryota; Fungi; Ascomycota; Dothideomycetes; Pleosporales; Didymellaceae. The transcript has a single exon. Bases 480 to 638 code for a protein of 52 amino acids. The record is from RefSeq and is a predicted model, not a curated record.